AUGCUUCAAACUUCACGUUUUCAGCGCGCGUUCUCGUUCCGUUGUUUAGCAGCGGGCUCUUUCUCUCUUUUUUUCCCCUCCACACUCUCACUCACACGCACGUCCUUACAAAAUACUGUUCUUAUUCAUUUUUACCCUUUUUCUCUCUCUUUUGUUCUUUCUUUUUCUCUCUCUCUUCUUUUCUCCCUUUUUAUUUCCUUUUCUUCUCUUUUUUCUCUCACUUUUUCUCUCUCGUUUCUUCAUGUUUCCCCUCUCUCUCUUUUUCUCUCUCUUUCUUUAUUUUCUCUCUCGCUUUUUCUUUCUCCCUUUCUCUCUCCCUUUUCUCUCUUUUUCACUCACAUUUUCAUCCUUUUUUUAUUUUUACUAUCUCUCUCACUUACACACCUCUUCUUUCUCUUUUUUUUCUCUUUUACUGAUUUUUCUGCAUUAUUUUUUCUCUAUUCUUCCUUUUCUUUCUUUUUUCUAUUUCUUCUUUCUCUUCCCUUUUCUUCUUACCAUUUUCUCUAUCUUUCUUCUCGUUUUUGUCUCUCGUUUUUGUUUUCCCCUUGUCUAUUUUCCACUUUAUUCUUUCUCUCUCUCUUCUUUCUCCUUUCUCUCUCUCUCUCUCUCUGUUUUCUUUCUCCUUUUUCUCUCGCUCUUUCCUUUCUCCCUUUUCUCUCGCUCUUUCCUUUCUCCCUUCUCUAA
Acanthosepion pharaonis is the source of this 684-nucleotide messenger RNA. The record is from the annotation of a GenBank genome assembly. Lineage: Eukaryota; Metazoa; Mollusca; Cephalopoda; Sepiida; Sepiidae.